UAUGGACCCAGCCAUCUGUUAACCCUGUGUGUGCUCCCAUUCUCACAGCAUUUCUGGUUCAAAGACCAGGGAGCUCCCAGCAACAGAGGGGAGGGGCAUGAUCCAACAGUGAGGUCACAGAGCCCAGCAGUGCCCUCUAGCAAGAGAACCCCAAGACCCAGAAUGAAUUUUGACCAGAAGGCUGUGAAAUUCCUGGCAAAUUUUUACAUCAAUGGAGGCAAACACUGGACCCGGGGGCCCCUGAGUCAGCAACCUCUUCAUCCCACGCAGCCGGAGGCUGCUGUUCUAUGGUGGGACCAGGAGCUUGAGGCAGCCUGUGAUGAGAUGUGGCCCCCAAAGGCAAAGAGGGCCCCAAGUGGCUUCAGAAUGGGUGUUCCCAAAGAGUCCGCAGCUUUCUGCACAGGGACCCUGAAGGAGCUGUUUCUGGAACGACGCCCUCCGAUCCUGACUGACCUGGAUGUCCCUGGUCCCACCGCGUAUGAGGUGCCCAGUGCGUCUCUGCGGGAGUCCUCUCCACAUCCCCAUUACAGCAUAGGCUGCAAGUACUCUGGCCGAGAGGGUGGUGGCCGCAGGGCAUGGCAGACCUUGUGGUUCCAAAGUGAAAGUCCCUUCUUGCAGAAGACCGACUUCAACCAAGAGAGAAAGUGGCCAUCACCCGCCGAGUACAGGCCUCUGAGCCAGCCUGCCUUCCCGGCCUUCAGCUUUGGACGCCGACACCGCUCCGUUGUCAAGAUACCAGAGAGUCAUUUACGUCCAGGGAUGCUUCGAGCUCGAGGUCCUUCUACCUAUGUUCCACUCAUGACUGCCUCACGGUCCUCUGGCGAGAAACGACCCAGCCCUAACACCUAUAACAUCCUUCCUGGGUUCCGUAUGCAGAGCACACGUUCACCCGCCUUUUCCAUGAGUCGCUCCCCAGCGUUUGCCUCCUGGGUCAGCUCCUCCCGAACCCCAGGUCCGGCAGCAUACUACGUGGAAGACUGCUACAAUUCACGUUUCCCGUCUCAGCCUGGAGUAGUCAUCCAAGGAGUGCGCAGACCCAAGCGGCACGACACAGGCCCCUUCUGCACACUGUAGGCCCAUCGGGUAUAGAUUGCAAAGCUGACCUACCUCCCUUGAGGUUUUCCUAGGCUUCCUCUGGAAUUCUGUCCGCAGCCUGUUCUUCUGAUCUCUUCUGGCUUACACUGUGUAACAAAAAGAGUCUUCCCAGAGUUCCCCUCCCCCCACUAUACUGAGAUGCAAAUGAUUCUUCUGAAUUGUGAUCUCUGGUGUGCCCGGUUGCCCAUCCUUUGCCCAAUGGGCUGUUUUGAAUAUGUGGCUUCCUGCGUAUUUCUGGUUUUCCUGAUAAUUCUGGCUUUCUCUGCUCCUGCACAGUGCUCUUUACUUCAGGAUUGAAAUGGCAGCCUGGGAACUAACCCUAAGUGUCCUUACCUGGGAUAGAAUAGAAAAAGGAUCCUGUGACAAUGUGGGACCACCUGAUCUGGAUAUGUCACCGAAGGUCUAGUGUCUUCCUGAGGGUCAGGCUGCACGCGGAGCUGAGGAACUAGUUGGUGGGUUAGGGUGGUAGGUCAGAACCUGGACCUUUGCCAUCUUCACACAGGUGUAGCCUUGCCUAGCCCACUGAGCAGGACCAAGGGAAUCAGCUCACCAGACACUGGCCCUAUUUCCCUGGACCUUGAUGUGAAGAUUCAGCUGGCCUUUGUAACCUGUGUUCUGAGAACCUAAGCCCAGAGCCUUCAGCCCUUGCCCCACAGUGGCUGAGUGUUGGUUUCCUCAGCACUGCUGAGCUGUUUUCCUACUUGGAAGGAGCCCCCCUGCCACACCCCCGUAGGAACCUCACCUUCCAGCUAGUGACAGCAGUUUCUCCAGGGCCCUCUCCAUACUUUCUCACACAGACCUCGCUUAAAGACUUGACAUUUUUUACUUUA
This is a messenger RNA of Myodes glareolus (Bank vole), 1925 nucleotides long. RefSeq names its product sperm-tail PG-rich repeat containing 3 (gene Stpg3). Gene Ontology annotation, cellular component: cytoskeleton. The record is from RefSeq and is a predicted model, not a curated record. Lineage: Eukaryota; Metazoa; Chordata; Mammalia; Rodentia; Cricetidae.